AUGCCUAAAUUUAACUUUUUCCCGAAAGUAAAUUUCUUAGCAUAUAUAAAACGUAUUAAAAUAAAGUAUAACCCAUGUGGGGCAUACAAUGAUAAUUGCAGAAAAUUAAUACAUCAUAUUGAGACGAAGCAGAAAAAGGACAAAUUUCUUAAUUUGGAAUAUAAGUUGGAGUUAAUCGAUUAUAAUGAAGAACCUUUGAUUGAAAUCGAAAUGCUAAACUCGAAAAUCUUCAAGUUUAAUCCCGAAAGCCAUGAUUUGGUAGAAAUUCAAAGAGCAAUAGAUGAGGACCAACAAAAAUUACAUCAUAAUUUCAUGAAAACUAAUUUGUUAGAAAAUAAUGAAGAUAAAUUUUGA
Plasmodium vinckei vinckei is the source of this 354-nucleotide messenger RNA. Its product is annotated as conserved Plasmodium protein, unknown function. The transcript has 4 exons. Lineage: Eukaryota; Apicomplexa; Aconoidasida; Haemosporida; Plasmodiidae. Bases 1 to 354 code for a protein of 117 amino acids. The record is from RefSeq and is a predicted model, not a curated record.